AUGUCGACUAUAAACCGUAACGGCAUAGUGACCUAUAAUAACAAUAACCACAAAGCUAUAGUAUAUCCUCCUGAUAAUAAUGAUAGACCUUAUAAAUGUGAGGUGUGUUUGAAAGGUUUUAAUAGGAUGGAGCAUAAAAAGAGACAUCUAAGAACACAUACUGGUGAAAAACCACAUUUGUGUACUUUUCCAGGAUGCAAUAAGAAAUUUAGUAGGGGUGACGAAUUGAAAAGACAUGUUAAAAUACAUUUUAAAGAAAAGAAAAGGAAGAGCUAUGGUAGUAAUAAUAAGGUCCGUAAGAACAGGGCUACGAAUAAAAUAUUAAAAGGUAGUGCCAUUGGUGAUAAUAUUCCUAUCAAAAAAAAUAAUAGUAGUACUACUAAUACUAAUAAAAUCGAUCUUUCAUUAACAACACCACCCAAGAGUUCGAACACUAGUACCAGUAAUAUAGUAGUCAAUAUUCCUAUAAUAAAUAAAAGCCAUAGCUUGGGCAACACACUGCCUAUGUUAACACCAACUGCUUCACGUGUUCAGUUACCAUCUUACAACAGUAAUAAUAGCAGCAGUAGUAUAGGAUUAGCCAAUGCAAAGUUUCAUCAGCAAAGUAAUGGUAGUGCACCCGCUAUCUUGCCACCACCACAUCCUUUUACAACAAUAACGGCAGAAACGACAGCAACAGCUACUCCAAAUUUUCGGGUAAAUAACCCUGUGGAUCACAUGUUUGUUAGUGAUUUAACUAAGGCUUUGGCAAAAUUGGAAAGCUCCAGGGAAAACAGUUGUAAUAGUAUCAAUGAGAAUAAUAGUAUUGGUCCUCAACCUGUUUUAUGGAAAUCGGUUUCUUCGCCUAAUAUAAAGAGGGACAAUAUAAAUAUUUUGGGAGCCCACAGCAACGAUAAAAAGCCUUUAUUUUUACAAAGUAUGAAAACAUCACCUGUUAAUUCGCCGGUGCCAUCGUUGCCAUCGUUGCCAAAGCUUGCGUUCGGCAGCGCUGACCCCGUUGGUAAUAUGCAUCAUAAUGGUUCUAUUUUACCUCCACCUCCUAUGUUAGUUCCCGUAAAUAAGAGUCAGCAUCCAACAGGAUUUACAAGAAGUGAUGAACAACUUUUUCCUAUUGGUCCAUCGCCAUUACAGCCUCUCCCCAACUUGAUAGCCAGUAAUAAAAAGAUUUUUACACUAAGUUAUGAUGAAGAAGACUCGGAAGAGGACAAUAGUUCAAGCAGCGGAGCUGAUAAUGAUAGUAGAAGUAAUAGUACUAGAUGUAUUAUUAUAAAUGCCAAUGGACUUGAUGCUAGUAAUGCAUGUUCAAGUUCUCGGGUCAAAUUACCUUCAAUCAAGAGUUUAUUGAAUAACGUUUGA
Messenger RNA from Saccharomycodes ludwigii, 1356 nucleotides. Its product is annotated as C2H2-type zinc finger protein. NCBI's taxonomy places the organism in Eukaryota, Fungi, Ascomycota, Saccharomycetes, Saccharomycodales, Saccharomycodaceae. The record is from RefSeq and is a predicted model, not a curated record. The transcript has a single exon. Gene Ontology annotation, cellular component: nucleus; cytoplasm. Gene Ontology annotation, molecular function: RNA polymerase II cis-regulatory region sequence-specific DNA binding. The coding region runs from base 1 to 1356 and encodes 451 amino acids.